AAAGUGUCUUAUCAGUGAUUCCAGCAAUGUUACAAUCUUCGAAACUUUGAGGAACAGAAGUAGCCUGUUUACAAUAUUUAUUCGAGUGUCUGUGUAAUUGUUAAAUGAUUUUUUGACACAAUGUCCGUACUGUUUAACGGAGACAAUUCUAAUUCGGAAGAAGAUUUAAAGAUAAACAAAGAUUAUGCUAAGAAUUAUGACAAUUGGCGGCACAAGGAAGAGUUGAACAAAUUGAAAACAAAAUAUGGAGACAUCAAUGGGACUGUAUUGUCUGAUGAAAACUCUGAUACAGAGAGCUCUUCAUCUUCUUCUGAAGAGGAAAAUGAAGUAACAGAACAGUUUGACAAAGACUUCUAUAAAACAUUAGCCUUGUUGAAAAAGAAGGAUCCAAAGAUCUACAAGCAAGAUGUAACAUUCUUUGAUGAAACCAACAAAGCACAGGAGUUGCACUAUGAAAAGAAGAAGUCUUCUGACAAAUCAAAGAAAGAACAAGCUGUCUAUUUGAGAGAUUUUGAAAGAAACAUUAUUGUAGAACGGGAGGGAAAGUUCAGUGACAGUGAGGAUGAGGACAAGUUACGAAAGAUAAAGGAAGAAGCCAAAAAUGUGACAUAUGCUCAAGAACAAAAGCAAAUAAAAGAAAGUUUCAAAGAUGUAUUGCACGAUGAGGAUGAGAAUGAUGAUGAUGUAGAUUUACUAAAGCCAAAAACUAAGUCUCAAAGUGAGAAAGAAAAGGAAGAAGCAGAUUAUAAGGAAUGGUUAAAGGGACAAGAUUCAAACAUAAAUGAGCAGGAACAGAAUGCAUUGAAACCUCUACGUGACUUUUGGUCCAAUCCUAAUCUGGACGCUAAUGAACAAUUUUUAAGAGAUUAUGUAUUGAACAAUAAAUAUUUAGACAAUGAAUAUGCAGGUCCUGAGUUAGAUAAUACCCAUUUAAUUCACGACAGUGAUGAAAAUUUGUCGGAAGAUGAGAAGAACAUAGAGAAACAAGAAGAGUUUGAACAGAAAUAUAAUUUUAGAUUUGAAGAACCAGAUCAGGAGUUUAUCAAAAGAUAUCCACGUACUAUGGAAAAUACGAUACGAAAAAAAGACACUCGUAGAUCGCAAAAGAGGGUAGAAGUGAAAAAAAGAAAGGAAGAAGAGAAAUUGAGGAAGAGGGAGGAACUGAAACAGCUGAAAGCGUUAAAGAGGAAGGAAAUUGAAGAAAAGAUAGAGAAACUGAAAGAGAUUACAGGAAACGACGACAUAAAGUUUAAUGAUAUCGACUUGGAGGGUGAUUUUGAUCCGGAUGAAUAUGACAAGAAGAUGACAGAACUCUUUAAUGAUGACUAUUAUGCGGCUCCGGAAGAUGAUAUUAAGCCUGAAUUUCCAGAGAUUGACAAAGAUCUAGAAGUUGAAACUACAUGGGAUAAUUACGAUCCGAACGCGGAAAAUUAUGAUGCACAUGAUGGAGAAGACUAUGAGGGACCAGAUUGCGAGGAUCCGAACUUCAAUAUGGAUGCUGAUUAUGAUUCAUCUAAAUGUAAUCAAUUAGAAGAAGAGGGAACGAAGAAAAGAAAACGCAGACGGAAAUCUAAGUUUGCUGAGCUGAUGGCAAAACAAAAACCGAAAUUUGAUCCCCAACAGUACAAGUCUUAUGAAGAGUACUUUGACAAGUAUUAUUCGUUAGACUACGAGGAUAUGAUUGGGGAUAUUCCAUGUAAAUUUAAAUAUAGGAAAGUUGUACCGAAUGAUUAUGGUUUAAGUGUAGAAGAGAUUCUUAUGGCAGAUGACAAAGAGUUGAAUAAAUGGUGUUCCUUGAAAAAAGCACUGCAGUAUAAGCCAGAGUAUGCAGAAUUAAAUGAUGUCCGGAUGUACAAGCAGAAGGCUAAUAACGAAGCACUUAAAAAGAAAGUACUUACUAGUUUGUACAGGAGUCCUGAGGAUGAAGAGAAAGAAGUUAAAAACUUGAAUGCCAUUGAUUUCAUCAAUUCCAAUGACGAGGAAACGGAGACGAAGAAGAAACGUCGCAGGAAGAAGAAGAACAAGAAGAAACAGGAAGUGCAGAACGUUCCAUCGGCUACUGAAACCAGUCAGGAAAAAUCAAAUAACAUGGAUAAUGAUGAAAUCGAGAAUAAGGGUACAAAUAAUGCACAGAUGACCUCGAAGGAGGUUAAGAAGAAGAAGAAAAUUGAGAAGCGGAAACAGGUUGAGGAACAGCCUGAAGAACCUCGGGAGCUGUCGAAGAAAAAACAGAAAGUUGAUAAAGUUGAAGAAAGUAAUUCUACUGUUAUCGCUGAGAAUAAGUCACAUGAAGAACAAGGUACUAACAAAUCUUUGAAGAAGAAGAAGAAGAAGAUGACCGUUGAUGGUCAAAAUAACAGUGAACUAAGUUCCAAACAAUCGAAGAAGAUGCUGAAUCUGAAAGAUAAAAUGAAGAAAAAGAAGCUUAAUAAAAUGAAAAGAAAAGACUCCAAACAGGCAGAUACCAUUGGCGAUAUUGCUUCGUUGAAUCCAGAAAGGCUGAAAACAUACGGGAUCAAUCCAAAGAAGUUUAAAAAUAAAUUGAAAUACGGGAAGAAGCAACAAUAG
Dufourea novaeangliae is the source of this 2568-nucleotide messenger RNA. Its product is annotated as protein KRI1 homolog. NCBI's taxonomy places the organism in Eukaryota, Metazoa, Arthropoda, Insecta, Hymenoptera, Halictidae. Gene Ontology annotation, biological process: endonucleolytic cleavage in ITS1 to separate SSU-rRNA from 5.8S rRNA and LSU-rRNA from tricistronic rRNA transcript (SSU-rRNA, 5.8S rRNA, LSU-rRNA). The transcript has 7 exons. Gene Ontology annotation, cellular component: nucleolus; 90S preribosome. The record is from RefSeq and is a predicted model, not a curated record. Bases 121 to 2568 code for a protein of 815 amino acids.